AUGCGGAUACGCUUGCCCUUUGCAGGCGUCUUCUUCGCCCUCCUCCUCGUCGCUGGCUACGCAGGCCUUACCUCCCUCCAGCUGGGCCAAUAUGUAAACGACAAGGUCCUGCACUUUGCAACAUUCUUCCUCCUGACGCUCGUCUUCUACUGGAUCCUCGAUACCAACCGCCGCCGUACUCUCAACCUCACCUUGACCGUCUGCACGUUCGUCCUCGGAGUCGGCUCCGAGUUCCUGCAGGGCUUCCUCCCCAACGGCCGCGAGUUCGACUUUUACGAUAUUGUUGCCAACGUUGUGGGCUCCCUGGCGAGCAUAGGGCUAUGCUCAUGGUAUCACAAGCGUAUGCUCGAACGUAAACGCCGCACCAAGACGUACGCACCUGUCCCGGGAGAGGAUGACGAGGACGUCGAGCUCGGCGAGGGCCACGAGACGGGCGUCAUCGAGUCGAGUGGUGCGAGGGACGGCGGCGACGUAGGUGGCAGCAGCGGACGGACGCUUGAACAAGAGGUGGACAAUUGGGACGAGAAUCAGGUGGACGAUUGGGACGAAGACGAUGCCGACGGUGACAUUGGCGGAGUCAAGGGCAAGGACAUUGACUCUGGAGACAUUGGCGAGUCCAAGAAGCGGGCUGAAUAG
Colletotrichum siamense is the source of this 636-nucleotide messenger RNA. RefSeq lists its product as uncharacterized. The coding region runs from base 1 to 636 and encodes 211 amino acids. The transcript is spliced from 2 exons. The record is from RefSeq and is a predicted model, not a curated record. NCBI's taxonomy places the organism in Eukaryota, Fungi, Ascomycota, Sordariomycetes, Glomerellales, Glomerellaceae.